This is a messenger RNA of Penicillium malachiteum, 1086 nucleotides long. Its product is annotated as SET domain-containing protein. The transcript has 2 exons. The coding region runs from base 1 to 1086 and encodes 361 amino acids. The record is from RefSeq and is a predicted model, not a curated record. Lineage: Eukaryota; Fungi; Ascomycota; Eurotiomycetes; Eurotiales; Aspergillaceae. Gene Ontology annotation, molecular function: protein binding.
AUGUCUCAAGUCGUAUUUCUUACGGUUGAACCAUCAAGUUGUGUAGACACAGUAUUUCAAACACAUCCUAGUUGGAUUCAUCCACAUUUGACCCAAGAUAUCGACUUGGUAAAGGGCCGCCAACUUCGGGUCUCGGCCCUUAUUCCGAAAGGCACUUGUCUUAUUAUCGAUCGCCCAUAUGCAAUUAUUCCAGUUGUCGAUAACCCUGCGGAAAAUGAAGAUCUCAUUUGCAGCAACCCAGCCUGUAAUCAGCGAGUCACUCGCCACACAGAACGAUGUACCUGUCAGAAUUCUUGCGUCCAGGAUGUCAUGUGGUGCAGCAGUUCAUGCAGAGAAGCGGACACUAUUCGCCAUGAAUUUGAAUGCACUUGGUUGAAACGUUACUCGAAGUCCAUACGAGCCAAGUGGGGGGAAUAUGACUUUGGGAUGUUAUGGGUGAUUGUUCGCCUACUUGCAACUCGACAAGGUGAAAGCCGGCACUCGAAGAGCGUUUCAGAGAGCGAAUUGGCUUUGAAAGGGUGGAAAUCUGGCUGGGAUAGUAUAAGCUUGUUAUGUGGAUCCUCUGAUACUUGGUCUCAUGAGCGGGUCCGAUCAUGGACCGUUUUGGUCAAGAAGUAUCUUCAAAACAGUCCAAUUUUGCCACAUGGACUAAGUACAGACCAAGUGCUUCAUCUUGUCUGUCAAGAAGAAGCCAAUUCAUUUGGCUUGUAUCCAAAGGAGACUGGCCAUUUCCCUGUACCAGAGUCACAGCCCCCUAGAGGGGAGCAAUUCGCCGCCGCCGUUUAUUCCACAGCAGCGAUGGCUAAUCAUUCAUGUGCACCGAAUAUUGUUCAUAAGCCCAACGAUCAAGGUUGUAUGGUUUUCACCGCCUCUAGAGACAUUCAUCCGGGCGAAGAAUGUUGUAUAUCAUAUUUCGAUUUGACCCAGCACACUGAUCUCACCUCGCGCCGUGAGCACCUUCAGCGAUCGUUCCGUUUUGUCUGUCGAUGUGAAAGAUGUCUUUCCGAAGAGAAAUUGGAGCAGACAGAGCAAGUUGAGCAGAACUCAUCAGAGUGGACUGCCAUGCCUAUGAUGGAUAUCUUGUGA